AUGAUCAACUCCAUCAAGGCCCCAUCUUUCCUCCGUCCGACAAGCCGUCCAUCUUCACCCGCCCCACUUCCUUUGACACCUCGCACCGACUCUGUCGAGCGGACUGCCCGCCCUUUGACGAAACUUUCGUCGUUGGGAAACUUCCGUCGCCCUUCACCAGCUCCCAACCCACCGUCACCUGUCGCUCCCACUACGUUGAUCCAAGAUGGCUCGUAUCUCGAAACUCUCGCACUCAAAUUGAGUGAUGCGGCCUCCAAAGCUUUACUUCAGCCAACCGGGCCCUCAGUCACCAAUGAUGUAGUCGGGGGUAAACGGCCUAUCCCUGCUGGACGAGGGAAAACAUUCGGUGCCGUCAUCGCGUCUGAAUUGGCUGCUACUCGCGAAAACCCGCACCUUAAUCGGGCAAUCGUUCGGUCUCUACUACGACCGCUUUCAGUUCUCCUCUCUAAUCUCUCUGCCCAUCUUUUACCCGUCAUCUCCUCGACUUCUUUUCUGUCCCCUCCUGCUCCCACCGUCGCUACUCCAAACCCGAAUCCGACCCAACUUCAUGCGUUAGGCUUGACCACCUUUGCGAGCGAGCUUCUUGAAGUAUUCGACGAGUUAUGCCUCGGACUUGACAAUGACAUUCGCGGAGAUGGCCUUAAGGUUAUACGCGAUGGUCUUGUCUCCAUUAUCAACCGAGUCGUCAAUCCACUGGUUGCUGGCAUCAAGUCGGAGUUAUUGCCGGUCUUGGACGCCCUUGAAACGCCUAAUGGUACCAGAACCACCUUGGGCGCAAAGGGCGGAAUUGUCUCACACCCGUCUAUUACCGCGCUCUCUUCACUCAUGCCUAUUUAUGCACGGGCAUUGAGCCGUUAUACCUCCUCUCGCUAUGCACAGGCAGCUUUAGCUCCUUUCCUGAUCUCAGUCGUCUGGCGAGGACUAGUCGCUUUGGCUUAUCGGCCCCAUAUGCCAGUAUCUCGACCGCCUACUCCUGGGAAAGAACGAUCGUCGUCGUUAACACCGCCUGUCACUCCCCCAUCUGCACGUUUCACCAUCAAGUUGCCACCCUCACGCCCUCCUUCACCACCACACGCCCAAGUUCCAGCAUCGACAGCCUCAGAUGCUCGAGCAUUGUGUGAUUUACUAGCCCUACUCCCUUGCCCAGCGGACAGAGAAUCGACUCGUCUAGCGAACGAGGCAAUCGAAGAGGCCUUGACUGGUCUCAAGUCACUCCCCGAUCUCUUAGACGCUCUGAGGACGGAGCAGGAGCAGAAUAUGGCCAUGACUGAAGAGCAGUUGGAAAGACUCACUGAAGAACUUCCCACUCUUGUUGCGCUACCCGUUCUUCUCAACGCAUAUGGUGGUCAAGCCGGGUGUGUUGCAGAAAUGCUGGGGCUCUCGGAGGAUGAGUAUCACAAGGGAUGUUUGUCGGGCUUUGGCCGCGCUGACGAGUGUGCUGGUGUCGUUGGUCCGCGACUACUGGACCUUAUGCCUCAACACGACAACAUCCCCACCAAAGUUCUUGACUGGCUGGCUGCAGAAAUGGAAAACUGA
This is a messenger RNA of Mycena indigotica, 1536 nucleotides long. RefSeq lists its product as uncharacterized. The transcript is spliced from 2 exons. The record is from RefSeq and is a predicted model, not a curated record. NCBI's taxonomy places the organism in Eukaryota, Fungi, Basidiomycota, Agaricomycetes, Agaricales, Mycenaceae. Bases 1 to 1536 code for a protein of 511 amino acids.